UUCAAACGUAAACCCCUAUUUACUUGUAUCCCGAAAAUUAAGUUAGAAAUCCCAUAUUGGCUCUGUUAGUUACUAUGUAAAACCGCCUAGAGAAAAUAAGCGAAUUUAAAAGUUUUAUCGAUUAUUACGGCCAUAUUGUAAAAGCAAUAUCCGAUGGGUUCGGUCUUGUAUUUUCCUAACCUUUCGACAGUCCACACCUUGGUUCCAGCUCUUUUCGCGCCCUUGCCUAUCCCCUGUAGUCAUUAAGCUGCGUUCCAUUUCUACAUUUGGUCCAAUUCGAGCCAGAUUGGUUGCGAUACUCUCUGAGAUUUCAGCUCCACAACAACUAUCAUCUCUUAAAGUAUAAUGAAUUCCCACCACCAUGAGAAAAAGAAGCCGGGUCAUUCCUCCUUUGUAUGCAGGCUGUGCAGGAAAAUACAUUCCCUCAAAACAUGCCGUUUAUUCCUCCAAAUGAACACAAAUCAGCGAAUGGAUGUGGUCAAAAAAUACGGAUACUGUCUAAAUUGUCUGGCACACACACAUUCUCAAGGUUCUUGCUUCACCAAAACGGGCUGCAGAUAUUGCCAUCAACGCCAUCAUUCACUGCUACAUAUGCACCCCAGGUUAAAGAAGAAGACAUUUUCUAGAUCAACAAAGUCUCAAGCUCGAAGUAAGCCUAAUAAGAAGUCCGAAACAGCUUCAGCCUCAAAAAAUAUUCCCACGCCACUCAGGCCCAAUGAAGCAGCUAAAGAAUCGUCGACUUCGCUCACUGCAAUACUCCGACAGAAUGCUGCCACCUUACUGCCAACAGCCUCGGUUAUAAUAAACGCAAAGGAUGGGAAGCAUUAUGCCAGAUGUCUACUGGACUCUGCAUCCAGAAUGAGUUCCAUCUCCAAGCCGUUCGUGGACAAGCUGCAACUUACAACGUUAGAACUGGAUAAUGAGACCAUUUGCCCCAUCACUUUGUGGUCCCGUAUUGAGGAAAAUUUCAAGAUAGAGACCACCUUAAGGGUUCAUCGACGUAUAAGUACGAUGACUCCGAAAGAAUCGUACCCGGUGAGCAUAAAGUCGCACUUCCAUAAUUUAGUUUUGGCCGAUAAAACAUUCUACAAGUCUUCGGCUAUAGAUAUAGUCCUAGGAGUCGACAUACUUUCUCGAAUCAUGCGAGAGGGUCUUUUUGCAAGAGUUGGUCUUCCUACGGCCCAAAAUACUGCUUUUGGCAUGGUGAUUUACGGAACAUUUUCUAUUUAAUUAGCAAUACUUGCUGUUAUGUUAUAAUAUAAUUACUCUAUAUAGCAAAAAUAUUUUGAAUUUUAACAUUAGAAAAAAUAGUAACAAAUACUAUAGAAUUAUCAUUAGAAUUGAAUAUAUAUAACCUUAAAAGAACCGUAUGCUUGAAUUACUUUCCUUGAAUUUGAUUAAAUUUGAGAUAUAUUGCCCUUAUUGAAUUUCCAGUAAUACUGCAAGGCGGGCGGAAUGUUUACGUUCAAACGUAAACCCCUAUUUACUUGUAUCCCGAAAAUUAAGUUAGAAAUCCCAUAUUGGCUCUGUUAGUUACUAUGUAAAACCGCCUAGAGAAAAUAAGCGAAUUUAAAAGUUUUAUCGAUUAUUACGGCCAUAUUGUAAAAGCAAUAUCCGAUGGGUUCGGUCUUGUAUUUUCCUAACCUUUCGACAGUCCACACCUUGGUAAGCUCUAAUCCAAAGAAAUAAAAUCCAUCCAAUGUCCAAACACUAA
This is a messenger RNA of Stomoxys calcitrans (stable fly), 1714 nucleotides long. RefSeq lists its product as uncharacterized. The transcript is spliced from 3 exons. Lineage: Eukaryota; Metazoa; Arthropoda; Insecta; Diptera; Muscidae. The record is from RefSeq and is a predicted model, not a curated record. The coding region runs from base 346 to 1230 and encodes 294 amino acids.